Molecule: messenger RNA, 1539 nt
Organism: Parastagonospora nodorum SN15
Lineage: Eukaryota; Fungi; Ascomycota; Dothideomycetes; Pleosporales; Phaeosphaeriaceae
Exons: 3
Coding region: 1-1341 (446 amino acids)
Biological process (GO): CDP-choline pathway
Cellular component (GO): nuclear envelope
Molecular function (GO): phosphatidylcholine binding; choline-phosphate cytidylyltransferase activity
Source: RefSeq, a predicted model, not a curated record
AUGCCGCCGAAACGAAAGCGCUCAACCACCGUCUCCUCAGUAAAGAAGGCCGCCAUGGACGUCGCACAACCCUCGUCCCGCGAUGCGUCGGAUGAAGGUGCCGAAGACCCUGUUCUCCAGGCAGUUGCGUCCAAGAAGGAGCGACAGGCCGAUGCAAAUGGCACAACGAAGCGAAUGCGCUCCCUGAAGACGGGAGAUGCCGCCGACGACAGCGACGCAGAAGGCAGCGAAGGACGCGCCAGCAAAAAGAGCCGCCGCACAUCUUCAAUUGCUGGAGCCGAACACGGCGAGGGCGGCGAAGCGGGCACUAUGCGCAUGGAGGCACCGCCAAAGGCUGGCAUGGUCGACCCCGUAGGCUUCAAGACGAACCCUCCUCCCGAGGGACGGGCCGUUCGCAUUUAUGCAGACGGCGUCUUUGACCUUUUCCACAUUGGCCAUAUGCGACAGCUCCAGCAAGCCAAGACUGCAUUUCCCGAAGUCCACCUCAUCGUUGGAGUUACCGGAAACGCCGAGACACACAAGCGCAAGGGACUGACUGUUCUCUCAGCGACAGAGCGUGCCGAGAGUGUGCGGCAUUGCAAGUGGGUGGACGAGGUCAUCGAAGACUGUCCCUGGAUCGUCACUGCCGAAUUCCUCGAGAAACACAACAUCGACUAUGUCGCCCACGACGACCUGCCGUACGGUGCGGACGAAGGCGAUGAUAUCUACGGACCGAUCAAGGAGAAGGGCAUGUUCCUGGUCACUCAAAGAACAGAGGGUUUGAGCACGACGGGCAUCAUUACCAAGAUCGUCCGCGAUUACGAUCAAUACAUCGAUCGCCAGCUCAAGCGUGGAACUUCUCGCCGCGAGCUCAAUGUGUCCUGGCUGAAGAAGAACGAACUCGACUUCAAGCGCAACAUGGCCGAGUUCCGUGACAGCAUCAAAGCCAACUGGGCCACAACCGGGCAAGAGCUCAGCAAGGACAUUCGCCAGUUCUGGCAGUCAAGUCGCCCUGCCAGCCCGGCAAGGACCCCGACGCGUGAGGUGGCGGACCAGCUCGACGCACAUGGUGCGAGUGCCCGAUCGCCCUCUGCGUUGUCGCGACUCAGCCAUCUCGAUAUUCCCGCAAGGGGCUCCGGCGCACGAGAGUCUUCGGACUUCGCUGCUGGAUACAACCUGGGUCUCAUUGGUGGUGUGCGUUCUUGGAUGGCCCGCAGUCGUCGCAAUCUAAACGACAGCAGACCGGAGAGUCCUCACGAUGACAGCAGCUCCGACGAGCACGAUACGCGAAGCCCGCAAGAAGCUCCGCGUGGCCGCACUGGCAAGCAAAGCAAGUCGGAGCCAAUGGACACCGCUACUUAGGAAAGCAGCACCAUUUUUUUGUUGUCCCCUUGAUAUCAGAAGGCGAACCUCCGGGCACCAUACCCCCUUUACGACACUAGCGUGCUAUAGUGCGCGAACAGCUGCUCUAAUAUUCAUGUCGCCAAUGAACAACUUCACCUCUGUGCGACUCUUUCUCUACGGGGCCACUAGCUCGAAAAUAUCAUAACUAUGAGCAAC